UGUGAUGCUGCGAAGUACCAUGAAGGAAAACAAACCAGUGUAAGAAGAUAGAAACCGGGGCAGUAAAGGAGAAGGCUGGGCAGCGAAGAGAGAAAACAGCCCUGUUUAUGAGAAAGCGCUUUGCCGGGGAAAGGAGCGAUAGGCAAAGGCCUUUCAAGAAGCUCAAAAUGACCGCUGUGUGGACCAGGUGUGCUAGGUGAAGUCUAAGAGGUAGCCAGGGGCUAGGUCCUGUUGGAUUUUAUUCUAAGAAAAAUGGGAAGUAUCAGAGGGAUGAUGGGUUGUGUCUUUAAGUUUUCGAAAGAUCCCUCUGGCUGCUGAGUGUGAAUAGACCAGAGGGGAGUCGUGAGGAUAAGGAGGUUGUAAGGGUGGAAGCAAAGAGAUUGUAGAGUAGGAGGUGAUUGCAGGUGAUGAAUUGGAUGCCAGUGUGGCUAAGGCGAAAUGAGCUAGGAGAAGAAUGAUGAGAAGUAGCCAUGGGCCAGACUAGAUAGGGCCUUGUACGUCAUGGAAUUCUUUCCCAGAGAGUUGGGAGGCCUGGGGAAGAGUAAGGUGGUCCCACUUAAGUUUUACAAGGAAUACUCAGGUUGCCGUGUGUGAAUAGACUGGAGAGGGGCGAGAACGGAGGCGGGCAGAGAGUGCAGUUAGGAAACUGUAACGGGGAUGGAGGGAGACGAUGGGUCAGACUACAGUGGAGGUGGUAGAAGUAGGGUAGGAUUGGGGAUCUAAUUUGUAGAGCCAACGGUGUCGACGAAAAUUCAAUUAACUAUCAAGUUAAGAAGAAAAAAAGGGAUUUUAUUCGAGCCAAACUGAGGAUUAUCACCUGGGAAGCAGAUUCUCAGAAAGCUCUGAGAGCUCUUUCUCCUGUUAGAAGUCGAAGGUAUAGUCUGUAUAUUUUUGAGACAAAGGAUCAUACAUCAAAAUGACAUACUGAUGUUUUACAUAAAGUUCACCGAGGAUGCGUAGUCCAGCUCCAGAUUUUCUGCUGGACACUGGUAGAGACCAAAUGCCAGACCCCACGUGAGUGUGUGAGCUGAGCUGGGUGUGACGUGCUCCGCUAAGCCACAUGCCACACUCCACCAUCGAGGGGAGGUCGAUGUGGACAAUGCUAUCAGCCUUGAGCAGGUCCCAGAAGCACAACUGUCUUAGCCCUACUUUCUAGAUGGUGACACAAAGGCUCAGAGCAGCCCUACAGCUUGCCUGGAGUCACGUAACACAGAAGAGGCGGAGUUAAGUUUCAAAUUCAGGGUUCGCUGACUCCGAAGACUGGAUUCUUUCUACUAGAGGCACCUCGUUUAACCCAACAUGCUCAGAAGAGGCUGGGAAAAUGGAAGUAUUGUUAAUUCCAGUUCACCUUUGCCAAGGGUCUUCACCAUGAGUGUCCCUGACUACAUGCAGUGUGCUGAGGACCACCAGACUCUCCUCGUGGUGGUCCAGCCCGUGGGGAUCGUCUCGGAGGAGAACUUCUUCAAGAUCUACAAGAGGAUCUCAUCCGUGAGCCAGAUCAGCGUGCGCGACUCGCAGCGCGUGCUCUAUAUCCGCUAUCGGCACCACUACCCGCCCGAGAACAACGAGUGGGGCGACUUCCAGACCCACCGCAAGGUCGUGGGCCUCAUCACCAUCACAGACUGCUUCUCGGCCAAGGACUGGCCGCAGACUUUCGAGAAGUUCCACGUGCAGAAGGAGAUGUACGGCUCCACGCUCUACGACUCGCGGCUCUUCGUCUUCGGGCUGCAGGGGGAGGUGGCCGAGCAGCCGCGCACCGACGUGGCCUUCUACCCCGGCUACGAGGACUGCGGGACGGUGGAGAAGAGGAUCGAGGACUUCAUCGAGUCGCUGUUCAUCGUGCUUGAGUCCAAGCGCCUGGACAGGGCCACGGACAAGUCCGGGGACAAGAUCCCGCUCCUCUGCGUCCCGUUCGAGAAGAAGGACUUCGUGGGACUGGACACGGACAGUAGACAUUACAAGAAGCGGUGCCAAGGGCGCAUGCGGAAGCAUGUGGGGGAUUUGUGCCUGCAGGCCGGGAUGCUGCAGGACUCCCUGGUCCAUUACCAUAUGUCCGUGGAGCUGCUUCGCUCAGUGAAUGACUUUCUGUGGCUUGGAGCUGCCCUUGAAGGGUUAUGUUCAGCUUCUGUCAUCUAUCACUAUCCUGGUGGAACUGGUGGUAAAACUGGAGCUCGAAGGUUCCAGGGUAGCUCACUUCCUGCUGAAGCAGCCAACAGACAUCGACCAGGGGCACAAGAAGUUCUCAUUGAUCCAGGUGCCCUCACCACCAAUGGCAUCAAUCCAGAUACCAGCACUGAGAUUGGACGGACUAAGAACUGCCUUAGCCCUGAAGACAUAAUUGACAAAUACAAGGAGGCCAUUUCCUAUUACAGCAAGUAUAAGAACGCUGGGGUGAUUGAGUUAGAAGCAUGUGUCAAGGCCGUCCGUGUCCUCGCCAUUCAGAAGCGGAGCAUGGAAGCUUCGGAAUUUCUCCAGAAUGCAGUCUACAUCAACCUUCGACAGCUCUCCGAGGAGGAGAAGAUCCAGCGGUACAGCGUCCUCUCUGAGCUCUACGAGUUGAUCGGCUUCCACCGCAAGUCCGCCUUCUUCAAGCGCGUGGCCGCCAUGCAGUGCGUGGCCCCGAGCAUCUCAGAGCCUGGCUGGAGGGCCUGCUACAAACUCCUCCUCGAGACGCUUCCUGGCUACAGUCUGUCGCUGGAUCCGCAGGACUUCAACAAAGGCACGCACCGAGGCUGGGCUGCCGUCCAGAUGCGUCUGCUUCACGAGUUGGUCUACGCGUCCCGGAGGAUGGGGAACCCUGCUCUCUCUGUCAGGCACUUGUCCUUCCUGCUACAGACCAUGCUGGAUUUCUUGUCAGAUCAAGAAAAAAAGGACGUGGCGCAAAGCCUGGAGAACUAUACCUCCAAGUGUCCCGGAACCAUGGAGCUCAUCACCCUCCCUGAUGGCCUCACGCUGCCCCCGGUGCCCUUCACCAAACUUCCCAUCGUCAGGCGUGUGAAACUGUUGAACCUUCCUGCCAGCCUCCGGCCACAGAAAAUGAAAAGCUUGCUGGGCCAGAGCAUGUCGACCAAGAGCCCCUUCAUCUACUCACCGAUCAUCGCACACAACCGUGGGGAAGAGCGGAACAGGAAAAUAGAUUUCCAGUGGGUUCAAGGAGAUGUGUGUGAAGUUCAGCUGAUGGUAUAUAACCCAAUGCCAUUUGAACUCCGAGUUGAAAACAUGGGGCUGCUCACGAGUGGAGUGGAGUUUGAAUCUCUCCCCGCGGCGCUCUCCCUCCCGGCUGAGUCUGGUCUUUACCCAGUGACGCUUGUUGGGGUCCCGCAGACGACGGGGACGAUUGCUGUGAAUGGUUACCACACCACGGUCUUCGGUGUCUUUAGCGACUGUUUGCUGGACAACCUCCCGGGAUUAAAGACCAGCGGCUCCACGGUGGAAGUCAUCCCUGCUCUGCCCAGACUGCAGAUCAGCACGUCUCUGCCCAGGUCUGCACAUUCACUGCAACCUUCCUCUGGUGAUGAAGUAUCCACUAACGUGUCAGUCCAGCUUUACAACGGAGAAACUCAGCACCUUGUUGUGAAACUGGAAAAUAUUGGGAUGGAGCCACUGGAGAAACUGGAAGUCACCUCAAAAAUUCUCACCACCAAAGAAAAAUUAUAUGGUGACUUCCUGAGCUGGAAACUAGAAGAAACCCUUGCCCAGUUUCCCUUGCAACCUGGAGAGGUGGCCACUUUCACCGUCAGCAUCAAAGUGAAGCUGGAUUUCUCUUGCCAGGAGAAUCUCCUCCAAGACCUCAGUGACGACAGCAUCAGUGUGAGUGGCUUUCCGCUGUGCAGCCCCUUCCGCCAGGUCGUGAGGCCCCGGGUGGAGAGCAAGCCCGUGAACCCAGCUGAGGGCAGCCGGCCUGGGGACCUGGGUCACGUGAAGACCCUGGAAGCUAUCCUGAAUUUCAAAUACUCCGGAGGCCCGGGCCACAUUGAAGGAUAUUACAGGAACCUCUCCCUGGGGCUGCACGUAGAGGUUGAGCCAUCUGUAUUCUUCACACGAGUCAGUACUCUGCCGGCAACCAGUACCCGGCAGUGCCACCUGCUCCUGGACGUCUUCAACUCCACGGAGCACGAGCUGACAGUCAGCGCCCGGAGCAAUGAAGAGCUCAUCCUGCACGCCGGCGAGUGCCAGCGAAUGGCUAUUCAAGUGGACAAGUUCAACUUUGAGAGUUUCCCAGAAUCCCCUGGGGAGAAGGGGCAGUUUGCAAAUUCCAAGGAGCUGGAGGAGGAGAGGCAGGAAGCCCGAGGCCUGGAGAUCAACAGCAAGCUGGACAUCCACUGGACCAUCCCCUCUCUGAAGCGCACAGGUGAGGCGAGUGUGGAAGGACUCCUGAGCCAGCUGGUCCUGGAGCACCUGCAGCUGGCCCCUCUCCUGUGGGACGUGCUGGUGGACGGACAGCCCUGUGACCGCGAGGCGGCGGCCUGCCGGGUGGGCGACCCCGUGCGCCUGGAGGUGAGGCUGACCAACCGGAGCCCGCGCAGCGUGGGGCCCUUCGCGCUCGGCGUGGUGCCCUUCCAGGACCACCAGAACGGCGUGCACACCUACGACCUGCGCCAUGCCGUCUCCUUCGUGGGCUCCGGCACCUUCUACCUGGACAAGGUGCGGCCGUCGGGCCAGUCAGCCUGCCUCGGGGCCCUUCUGUUCCUCUGCACGGGCGACUUCUUCCUCCGCAUCCGCUUCCACGAGGACAGCUCCAGCAAGGGGCUGCCCCCCUCCUGGUUCCGCCUGCCCAGCGUGCACGUGCGCGCCCUGGGGGCCCCGGCCUGAGCCGCUGCUCCCGCGGGGAGAGGUGACCAGAGCGCCCCCGGGCAGGGGACAGGCCUUUGCUGCAACUCCUGUCCACUCCUCCCACCCCUCACCUCCCCUCCUACCUGCGGCGUCCUCUCUGGGCUUUGCAGGGGCCCCCAGGCUUGGCAGCCGUGCCCCUUCCCACACUGGCCAUCAGGGAUCCCCUGCAAGAGGCCGCUGCUAGGGUGAAUGCUGACCAAACCCCAGAGUGUGGCCCUGGGUCCCUGCACCUGUUCUGUGACCUGGGGUUCACAGCCCAGCCAGCAGGAAGAAAAGGUGAGCGUGAGGGAGGGGCACAGCCGGGGUGGGUCUGGGGAGCCUCCGUCGGCCUCCUCGGCCCUUGGAAUCCCCCGAGGGCUGGCUUUUCUCCCAGGGGUCCCGAGGCAGCCCAGCCAGGAGAGAUGGCACCGUGGUUGGCUCCAAGCCACCUGCCCCCGGUGGGUAGACGGUCACCUGUGUCAGCUGUUCUGGCCCCUGGGCUGGUUCCAGGCUGGGCUCUGGGGGGCCACGGCCUGUGUGUGUCUGCGUGUGGGUGGCAGAUUCUCCAAUAAAGGGCCUGCCUCGCUUC
Balaenoptera musculus (blue whale) is the source of this 5401-nucleotide messenger RNA. RefSeq names its product trafficking protein particle complex 9 (gene TRAPPC9). The coding region runs from base 1300 to 4812 and encodes 1170 amino acids. The transcript has 26 exons. NCBI's taxonomy places the organism in Eukaryota, Metazoa, Chordata, Mammalia, Artiodactyla, Balaenopteridae. Gene Ontology annotation, cellular component: trans-Golgi network. The record is from RefSeq and is a predicted model, not a curated record.